Vitrella brassicaformis is the source of this 1776-nucleotide messenger RNA. The record is from the annotation of a GenBank genome assembly. NCBI's taxonomy places the organism in Eukaryota, Vitrellaceae.
AAAUGCGCUUUCCGGCAUUCAAUCCCAGUCACAGCAGCUGACAAGAUCCAGCCAAAACAGUUCGUUUCAGUCGACUUCAAAGUUGCUCGGGGAGGUGAGAUGAAUGCGCACAGAUCAGCUGGAGAUAUUCGAGCAGAUAAUAUUGAAUGAGUUGGAGCUUGAUUUGCCUCUUUCAGGCCCCAGACAAUCGACGCGAUGAAUUGGCUGCUUCAGCCAGAGCCGGGCGCCGUGUGCCGCUUCUGCCACUCAUGUGACGACACUGUUGAGAGCGGCAUACUCAUUGCGCCAUGCGGCUGCAGGGGCACUCUCAGAUGGGUGCAUACGAGCUGCCUGGAAAACUGGCGGAAACCGGCCGGCGGAACAGGUGGGUGUUCAGAGGGAAGGAGAGCGCAUUUCAUUUCAACUCGCAGGUCGGUCUGCUUUCUUCUCCGUCUCCAGGCAGGGCGAAGUCGACGUGUGAGGUGUGUCUGAGGUUCGCUACAGAAGGAGAAGAGAAGGCUGCUUCGUGGAUGGCUUCUGUGCGUUCGCUCAGGGGGUAUCACCUUGGGCCGCUUGGUCCGUUCUGUCUGCCGGUCGGCCUCAUCCCCGACGCCCUCUUCUCUCUCGCCUACAGCCUGAUGGCCUGUCUGCCGGUGGCUAUGGCAAUCCUACACAGCUGCGACAGAAGCAACAUGCUCGCCAGAGCUCUCCCUGUCUGUCAUUUGGUCCCCAUCGUCAUCAUAGUCGGUCUCACUCUUGCCGCCUUCGACUGGUUGGGGGGGCAACAGCAUGGGGGCAGUGGUUCAUUGAGGUGUGGUCUGCGGAUGGCUAUCGCGCUGAUUGUGGUGGCCGCCGGGACCCCCCGGGUGCUCGGCAAGGACUUCUGCACGUUUGCAGCAGGGGGAUUCCGCGUCUUGGGUGCCCAUUUGGCAGUAUGCGACAAUGGGGCGCGUCCCUUCCGUAGAGUGGUGGCAGCUUGUCUUGUGUUACUCAUACUGUCGCUCGCCUUGCUGCCUUAUGGUCUGUUGAAAGGAGACAAGGUGCACCAGGCCACACGAGAGGCGCUGUUGCAGCUUCAGCACCGCCGUGCUGCUGAUCCUGGUGGACUCCUUAUAGGCAUGGUGUCGCUUUACAUAAGAGAGGGGUCCUACUAUCUCAUGAUCGCGGUGUGGUCUCUGACCCCUCUGGUGGUUGCGGCAUGUUGUGGAGCCGGUGGGGCCUGUCGCUCAUCCCGCCCUACUUGAUUGUCGCGCUGCUGGUCGCCAUCUCUGUGUGGAAGCGGCGGGCGAUUGACCAGCUGAUGGAGGCGAGUGGACUGUAUUCAACGAUCCCCGCUUCUUGUAUCGUUGCCAUCUUCGGCGGCGUCUUCCAGGAUCUCCUCCAUUCGGCUCUCUUUCGCCGGUCCUGGUGGAUAUUUGAGGAUCUCACGCAGUAUGAUCUGACUGGCUUUGGCCUACUGAUGUGGUUCCCCAUCGCGACAAUGGUCAUCUGGGAGGCGCAUUGGCGGGAAACUUGAAAUGUGGGUUCUACUGCAGCGAGCACGUCUGGUACUGACGUGACUUGAUCUCGCCCUGUGUGUGUAUGUGAUGUAUGCAGUGUGCUGGCCCUCACUCGACUACUCGACGACCAUCUGCGUGCGGGCGGAUAGGAUUAGCGUAUUUGUGUCCAUUUGUAUGUGCGUCUGCGUGUGUGUAUUCGUAUUUGUGAGGAUGGGAAUCGAUAGGGCUGUUAGAGUGGACUCAGUGCACAAAGGUGGGGCGUGGAUAGAAAGCCAGGAAGCAUUUUUGGCCUGUCUCA